AAAAAAAAAAAAAAAAAAAAAAAAUGCAUGUUGACAGAGAUAUUUACAAGUAACAUGAGACAAUACAGCAAUGGCCAAGGAUGAGAAUGUGUCGUGUUCAAGGAUCAAUGCAUGUCCAUGGGGCUCUAAGGCGUUCUUUCCGUCCUGGUUGGCGAUUCAUAUGAUCGACAAGAUACCUCCUUUUACUAUUAUUUUCUUGAUAUCGCCUUUAUUUCUCUUGCGAGCUUUCAUUGUACUUUUUCUUUUUCUUUAUCUUUUUUUUUUCUUUUCUUUCUUGUUUUCUUGAUUUUUGCUUUACUGCUUAGUUUUCUUUUGCUCAAUCGUUCAGCCUGUUUGCUUUCAUCUUGCUCUAAACUUACCUUAAUAUUUAUCUUGUCACAAUACAUUUACAUAUAUUCUCUCUUCCCAAUGUACCGCAUGACUGUAUGCCUUCUGUCCUAUGUCUUGUUCUGUAGUGUUCAUUUUUAUACUUGCAUUGUCGCAAUCUAUACAACUCUCGUUGCAAAUAUGCAAUAAAGCUAGAAUGUAUUCUCAUU
Messenger RNA from Lobosporangium transversale, 536 nucleotides. RefSeq lists its product as hypothetical. Lineage: Eukaryota; Fungi; Mortierellomycota; Mortierellomycetes; Mortierellales; Mortierellaceae. Bases 71 to 286 code for a protein of 71 amino acids. The transcript has a single exon. The record is from RefSeq and is a predicted model, not a curated record.